AUGAACGACCAUCACAUUUCGACUAGUCUGAAACAUGGAACGGAACGCAGUGGGAAACCGGCUGCCCGUGGCGACCAGACGAACGUCUCUCGUACACCAGCUGAUGGCAACAUCCAUUGGACAAACGAAUUUAGCAUAGAGCUAGUGCUUAGGCCUCAUUUGAAGCUGUCCGUUAAAUAUGAAUGCACAAAUGAGCUGAUAUCGGUGUUGAAGAAGUGCGACGCUGACGAUGGCAUCGGAGCUAUGGUACUGACUGGUUCAAAGAAAGCUUUUGCUGCUGGUGCUGAUGUGAAGGAGAUGAGCGGCAUGGACUACGCAACUCUGGUUAAAAAGAACUUCAUUGCCGAAUGGGAAGAAAUCUCUCGCAUAAGAAAGCCAGUGAUCGCGGCCGUAAACGGAUAUGCGGUAAAUUGAGC
Messenger RNA from Soboliphyme baturini, 416 nucleotides. NCBI's taxonomy places the organism in Eukaryota, Metazoa, Nematoda, Enoplea, Dioctophymatida, Soboliphymatidae. The record is from the annotation of a GenBank genome assembly.